AAAGAGACAUGUGAGAAGCAACUAUAAAUUGAUGAACAUAGAAAUAUAAAGGUUUAAUUACAUACCUGAUUUUGGUCUAAACUCCAAUGGAUCUUCUUCAAUUUCUUAACAUACCCUCUUUGCUUUUGGCAUUCAGUUUCCUCAUAGUGUUGCUUACAUUCCUCUUCAAGGAUGGUUCAAGAAAAAGAAAACUUAAACUCCCACCAAGCCCUCCAAAGCUACCUGUUGUUGGCAACCUUCACCAGCUAGGAAACAAGCCUCACCUAUCUCUCCGGUCCUUGGCACAAAAGUAUGGUCCAAUAAUUUACUUACAACUUGGUGAGAUCCCAACUGUGGUGGUUUCAUCAGCUAGACUUGCCAAGGAAGUACUGAAAACCCAUGAUCUUGCACUAUCAAGCCGUCCACAAAUCUUUUCAGCCAAACACCUCUUCUAUAAUUGCACUGAUGUUGUCUUCUCCGCUUAUGGUGCUUAUUGGAGACACAUACGUAAGAUUUGCAUACUUGAGCUGUUAAGUGCCAAAAGAGUGCAGUCAUUUAGCCAUGCCAGAGAGGAAGAAGUUGCUCGUCUGGCUCGUCGGGUUGCAGAGUCCUAUCCCGGCACCACUAAUCUCAGCAAGUUGCUUGGACUCUAUGCAAAUGAUAUUCUCUGCCGCGUAGCAUUUGGAAGAGAUUUCUCAGGUGGUGGAGAGUAUGAUCAGCAUGAUUUCCAAAAGAUGCUUGAGGAAUAUCAGGAAUUGCUAGGUGGAUUUUCUAUUGGAGAUUUCUUCCCUUCCAUGGAGUUCCUCCACACCUUAACAGGAAUGAAAUCAAGACUUCAAGACACAUUCGGUCGAUUUGAUAAACUCUUCGACCAGAUUUUGACUGAACAUCUCAAUCCCAAAAGAGAAAAAGAGGAGCAUAAGGACCUCGUGGAUGUUUUACUGGAGAUACAGAAGGAAGAGACUGCCGAUAUGCCUCUAACCAUGGAUAAUGUCAAGGCUAUUAUUUUGGACAUGUUUGCUGCUGGAACAGACACAACCUUCAUCACCCUUGAUUGGGGGAUGACAGAACUUCUGAUGAACCCCAAAGUUCUGAAAAAAGCACAAGCUGAAGUAAGAGGUGUUGUUGGGGAAAAAAGAGUUGUGUUAGAGGGUGAUCUUCAUCAGCUGGACUAUUUGAAAGCUGUCAUUAAAGAGAUAUUUCGGCUGCAUCCACCUGCACCAGUACUAGUACCUAGAGAAUCCAUGGAAGAUGUAACUAUUGAUGGAUACGACAUUCUAGCCAAAACAAGAAUUUUUGUCAAUGCCUGGGCAAUAGGGAGAGACCCAGAAUCUUGGGAAAACCCAGAAAAGUUUGAACCAGAAAGAUUUAUGGGUAGCACUAUUGAUUUCAAGGGGCAGGAUUUUGAGCUUUUACCUUUUGGGGCGGGUAGAAGAGGUUGUCCGGCUAUUACAUUCAGCACAGCCAGCAUUGAGCUUGCUCUAGCACAACUUCUGCAUAGCUUUGAUUGGGAGCUUCCUGCUGGUACUGCAGCUGAUGAUUUGGACAUGACAGAAGUUUUUGGCAUAACAAUGCACAGGAUAGCCAAUCUGAUUGUUGUCGCCAGACCAUGGUUUCCCUGAGAUAAUAAAUCAUCAAUACCAUGCAACAUAGUCUUUGCACUGUUAAAGAUAUCAAAGUCAACAGUUACGGGUACAUGCAUUGCUCUCUGACUGCAUCCGAGAAGAAAACUCCCAAGGAAAGUGGAGGGAGGACUAUCCUUGCCCUAUAUCAAUGACAAAGAAAUUUUUUUUUUUUUUCUGCCCUUUAUCUUCCCAUUGUCUGGUCUGUGAACCAAAUGUAGAUGUUGGUUUCCAAAAACAAGUCUAAUGUUAUAGCUUUGCAAAACAAAGCCAAGUUCUACAUUAAGUGAAGAUAAUAAGCAACUACAGAUGCAAGUCAUGCAACAUGGCCAAAGGAAAUCCCUGCAUGGUUUGCAUUUACUUUAGUGUUAAUAAACUCUCAAGAUAAAUAGAUUAUA
Rosa chinensis is the source of this 1999-nucleotide messenger RNA. Its product is annotated as cytochrome P450 71AP13. The record is from RefSeq and is a predicted model, not a curated record. The transcript is spliced from 2 exons. Lineage: Eukaryota; Viridiplantae; Streptophyta; Magnoliopsida; Rosales; Rosaceae. Bases 87 to 1601 code for a protein of 504 amino acids. Gene Ontology annotation, molecular function: oxidoreductase activity, acting on paired donors, with incorporation or reduction of molecular oxygen; iron ion binding; monooxygenase activity.